This is a messenger RNA of Daphnia carinata, 2025 nucleotides long. Its product is annotated as high affinity cationic amino acid transporter 1-like. Bases 109 to 1920 code for a protein of 603 amino acids. Gene Ontology annotation, molecular function: amino acid transmembrane transporter activity. Gene Ontology annotation, cellular component: plasma membrane. Gene Ontology annotation, biological process: transmembrane transport; amino acid transport. NCBI's taxonomy places the organism in Eukaryota, Metazoa, Arthropoda, Branchiopoda, Diplostraca, Daphniidae. The transcript has 14 exons. The record is from RefSeq and is a predicted model, not a curated record.
GUUUUCCCUGUCCUUGGCACCUCAGUUUGUGAAAUUGUUUAAAAUGUCUGUUAAAAUGUAUUCUACCUUGUAUAGAAGCCGAUGAAAAGUUAAAGUUGACCCCGUACUAUGUUUGAAAGAAUCAACUCGAUUUCACGUCGACUUUCACGACGAAAAACCUAUACUGAAAAUGAAGAUGGAGAUUUGUUGGAAAGUCAUUCCGGGACUGGACCCAAACUUUUAAGAAUUCUAGGCUUGUUUGAUUUAACUUUUCUAGGAAUAGGAAGCACGUUGGGAGUGGGAAUCUAUGUUCUUGCAGGAAGUGUAGCAAAAGAUUUGGCAGGGCCAGCAGUCUGCUUGUCUUUUUUGGUGGCUGCCAUCGCAUCUGGAAUAGCUGCUCUAUGUUAUGCUGAAUUUGGAGCUAGGGUCCCAAAAGCUGGAUCAGCAUAUGUAUACAGUUAUGUUACAGUUGGAGAAUUCAUUGCAUUUGUCAUUGGCUGGAAUCUUAUUCUAGAAUAUUUGAUAGGUUCUGCAAGUGUGGCUAGAGCACUUAGCUUGAAUGUGGAUGCAAUGGCUAACCAUAGUAUGUCCAUGUUAUUCACCACAGCAACCCCCAUUCAUAUACCACACAUGUCACCCUAUGCUGACUGGUUAUCCUUGAGUGUGACACUGCUCAUGACAAUAAUUCUAGCCAUUGGAGUGAGAUCUACUGCGCUUUUUACAAACACCUUCACCAUAUUAAAUCUAUCAGUUGUAAUGUUUGUGAUAACUGCUGGAGCUGCAUAUGCUAAAUCUGAAAACUGGAUACUGUCAACAAAUGAAACAGUUAGCAUUAAAGCUGCUGGAAUUGGUGGAUUUCUCCCAUAUGGAAUAAGUGGAGUAAUGGCAGGAGCCGCUAAAUGCUUUUUUGGUUUUGUUGGCUUCGAUUCGAUAGCUGCCGCCGGUGAAGAGGCUAAAAACCCCAAGCGCAAUAUUCCUUUGAGUAUUGUUCUUACGCUGAUUGUGGUUCUCGCUGCGUAUGUUGGUGUAUCCAUCGUAUUAACGCUCAUGAUUCCCUACUAUGCUCAAGAUAAAGAUACACCAUUAGUUCACGCGUUCCAGCAAGUUGGCCAUUCGUGGGCGGCUUGGAUUGUCACUGUUGGAUCGGCUUUCGGAUUAACCGCGAGCUUGUUAGGCGCCAUGAUUCCAAUGCCGAGGGUCGUUUAUGCAAUGGCAAAAGAUGGACUUCUUUUGCGAUGUCUGGCUGCAGUCCAUCCGAAAUUCAAGACGCCUUUUACCGCCACAGUACUCACUGGCUCUGUUGCGGCUAUUUUCGCUAUGGUGACGGAACUGGAUUCCUUAGUUGAAAUGAUGUCUAUAGGAACUCUUCUGGCAUACACCUUGGUGGCUGUAUCAAUUCUCAUCCUGAGGUAUGAAGGGAAUCCUGCAAAACGCAGUAUUGAUUUGGACGGUUCCUUACCUUGGCAACGUGAACCGACACAGGCGUCAUCAAGGCAGUCCAAAUUUGCAAUUACAAUUCUGUGUUUACUUACGGUGGUAUUCUGCCUAAUAUUAGCAUCAAUCGAACAAUCUCAAGUCUAUCACGCUGGGCUGAUUAUUUUAUUAGUUUCAAGUGCAAUAUCCAUGCUGGGCUCAGUUUUGUUUCUGAGUUUUUUACCUAGAUCAAUCAGCACUGUUUAUUUCAUGGUACCGCUUGUGCCAUUGAUUCCAGCAAUAAGUAUAUGGAUUAACGUUUAUCUCAUGUUUCAACUAUCACUGGCCACCUGGUUACGGUUUGUUGUGUGGAUGGCUGUCGGUUUACUUAUUUAUGGAGGAUACGGCAUGGGCCAUUCUACACUCGAACGCGAAGCUGCAGCAUUUUCGACGUUUAUGCCUGAAGAAGACACCUCUCCACUUGUUAAUUUGUUGGCUUCAAAUGAAGAGAGUUAUCAAAACGAAUAAUUUACGUCCUCCAAUAGGUAUUCUUUUCCGGCCGUUGCGCAAACGAUCUCUUUUUUUCCAACCGUUAUCUUCUGUAAUGAUAAUUAUUAUUCAAGCACAAUAUAA